CUUGUCCUUCUCAAAGUUAGAAAAUUAAAUUAAUAAUAAUAAUAACUACCUGUGGCUCCCGGAAUUGUUUAUAGUCAUACCUUGAUGGGCGACACAAUUAUUUCACAACAGUGCUAUCUCCAAUGUGAUUGAUUCUAGCAACAAAUGGCUUUUGCUUUCCUCCUGUUUUCCUUCAUAUUUUUGCAACCAAUGUCUGUUGUAGCUCAAAUUGCUGGCAAUAUUAGCUUUGGCGCUUCUAUCCAUGCGACUGAAAACUCAUCUCCAUGGAUUUCUCCUUCAGGUGAUUUUGCCUUUGGUUUCCGACAACUCGACAACGACAAAGAUCUCUUCCUGGUUGCUAUCUGGUAUAACAAGAUACCAGAUAAAACCAUAGUUUGGUAUGCUAAUGGAGACAAGCCUGUACCAAGCGGAUCAAAACUUGAGCUGUUUUACGACACCGGGCUUGUGGUCAACGGUCCCCAAGGUGAACUCUUAUGGAAAGCUAAGACCAGUAACACUACUUUUGUAGCCUAUGGUUUUAUGAAUGAUACUGGAAACUUUGUGCUUCUGAAUGAGAAUUUGCUUGUAGUAUGGGAGAGCUUCAAGAAUCCUACUGAUACGAUGUUACCAACUCAGAUACUGGAGAUAAACGGGGUGCUUUCUUCUCGACACAGAGAGAACAAUUUCUCAAGAGGAAGAUUCCAGUUUCGUUUGCGUGAAGAUGGAAACGCUGUGCUCACUCCCAUGGAUUUGUUAUCAGACAACACUUACGAUCCAUACUACAUCACUAGCACCGGUGAUGCAAUAAAUUCAACAAAUUCUGGUUACCAAGUUAUCUUCGAUGAAAGUGGCUACUUUUAUGUAUUGAGUAGAAAUAAUACAAAAUUUUAUCUCACCCCAAAGGGGAAUGUUCCUGCUGCAAACUCUUAUCAUAGAGCAACUCUCAAUUUUGAUGGGGUUUUUACCUUGUCUUAUCAUCCAAAGGAUUUUACUGCCAACCAAAGCUGGACUGUUAUCAAGACAAUUCCAGAUAAUAUCUGCAGGUCAAUCUAUGGAGAAAUCGGAAGUGGGGCUUGUGGAUACAAUAACAUUUGUACACUAAAAAAUGAUAGCAGGCCAUCAUGUAAAUGUCCACCAAAGUAUUCUUUGCUUGAUCCUAAUGAUGAGUAUGGCAGCUGCAAACCAGAUUUCAUACUAGGCUGUCAAGCAGAUGGCCAGUGGUCCCAAGAAGAUCUAUAUGAUAUAGAGGAGCUACCUAAUACAGAUUGGCCAACUUCGGAUUAUGAACUUUCACAGCCUUUUACUGAACAACAGUGCAGAGAAUCUUGCUUGAAGGAUUGCUUGUGUGCCAUUUCCAUUUUCAGAGCUGGGGAUAAAUGUUGGAAGAAGAAGCUACCACUGUCAAAUGGAAGAACUGAUAAUAUCUUUUAUGGCUUAAAGGCUUUUGUCAAGGUUGGGAGAGGUGAUCAACUUAAUCCUCCUCCUCUGUUGCCAAAUAAGAAUAGCCAAGAGAAGAGUCAAAACAAAUUAAUAAUUUUGUUGGCUGUGCUUCUGACAAGCUUAGUCAUUGUGAGUUGGUUGGGUUUCAUAUUCAUUUACCGCAAUAAACGCACAAUAGUUCCUCGAGAUUCUGAUGUGGAAACGAAUUUGCGGUGUUUCACCUACAGGGAGCUCCAAGAAGCUACAAAUGGGUUCAAACUUGAGCUGGGAAGGGGGGCUUUCGGUGUAGUCUACAAAGGAACAAUAACACUGGGGUCCUCUGUUCAGGUUGCAGUGAAGAAGUUAAACAAUAUAGCACAAGAUGGUGAGAGAGAAUUUAGAACUGAAGUGAAUGUUAUUGGCCAAACUCAUCACAAGAAUUUAGUUCGACUACUUGGAUUUUGUGAAGAAGGGACCCAAAGAUUGCUGGUAUAUGAGUUCUUAAGCAAUGGCACCUUAGCAAACUUACUUUUUGGUGAGUUCAAACCGAGUUGGAAUGAAAGACUACAAAUUGCUUUUGGCAUAGCAAGAGGGCUUCUAUACUUACAUGAAGAGUGCAGUACUCAAAUUAUCCAUUGUGAUAUAAAGCCUCAAAACAUACUUUUAGAUGAGUACUACAAUGCUCGUAUUUCGGACUUUGGCUUGGCUAAGCUUUUAUCGCUUGAUCAGAGCCAAACCAGUACUGCCAUUAGAGGAACAAAAGGAUAUGUUGCACCCGAAUGGUUUAGGAACUUGCCCGUAACAGUGAAAGUGGAUGUCUACAGCUUUGGUGUUUUGCUGCUAGAGAUCAUUUGCUGUCGACGAAGUGUAGACAUGGAUGCUUUAGGAUCGGAGAAAAUCAUUUUAAAUUAUUGGGCAUAUGACUGCUACCAACAAGGAACAUUAGAUGCCAUUGUUGAAAAUGACGUGGAAGCUUUAGAUGACAGAGGGAAGCUGGAGAGGUUUCUGAUGGUUGCCAUUUGGUGCAUACAAGAAGAUCCUUCUUUACGCCCCACCAUGAAAAAGGUGACUCAGAUGCUUGAAGGAGUUCUUCAGGUUCCCGUUCCUCCAUGUCCCACUCCAUAUAAUUUGACGAACUAAAGGCCAGAUCUUGUCUCUGCACAACAUUUUAUCAUCACACUAGAUAUUUUACUUUUGAAGUUUUCUCAGGCAAGUAAUUUUCUGUGAUUUUUAUACCCUCUUUUAG
This is a messenger RNA of Durio zibethinus, 2644 nucleotides long. RefSeq names its product G-type lectin S-receptor-like serine/threonine-protein kinase LECRK3. Gene Ontology annotation, biological process: protein phosphorylation. Lineage: Eukaryota; Viridiplantae; Streptophyta; Magnoliopsida; Malvales; Malvaceae. The record is from RefSeq and is a predicted model, not a curated record. Gene Ontology annotation, molecular function: protein serine/threonine kinase activity; ATP binding.